Messenger RNA from Alosa sapidissima (American shad), 879 nucleotides. RefSeq names its product serpin B6-like. The transcript has 5 exons. The record is from RefSeq and is a predicted model, not a curated record. Gene Ontology annotation, molecular function: serine-type endopeptidase inhibitor activity. Gene Ontology annotation, biological process: negative regulation of endopeptidase activity. Lineage: Eukaryota; Metazoa; Chordata; Actinopteri; Clupeiformes; Clupeidae.
AUGAGGUCAUACCAUCAUGUGAAAUACCUUGCUGACACAAAGACACACUACCUUGCUGAGCUGGAGGCUGUUGACUUCCGUACAAAUGCAGAGGCAGCUUGAGUGAACAUCAUCAAAUGGGUGGAGGAAAAGACUCAAGACAAAAUCAAGAACCACUUGGAACCAGGGAUUUUGGAUGUGGAUACCAGACUGGUGCUAGUAAAUGCAAUCUACUUCAAAGGCAACUUGGACAAGCAGUUCAAAAGCGCUCUAACAGAAGUUCAGUUUAAGCUCAAAAAGAAUGAAAGCAAGCCUGUUAAAAUGAUGCAUCAGAAGGCCAAGUUCCCCUUCACCUACAUUCCCGACACAGAGUGCCAGAUUCUGGAGCUGCCCUACGUGGGCAAAGAUCUGAGCAUGCUCAUUAUGCUGCCUAAUGAGAUGGAGGACAACACCACUGGACUAGAGAAGCUGGAGCAGAUGCUCACAUAUGAGAACUUUGCGGAGUGGACCAAGCCAGACAUGAUGGACACUGUUGAGGUGGAGGUGGGUCUCCCCAAGUUCAAGCUGGAGGAGAAAUACGACCUCAAGGAGGUCCUGGUGAGUAUGGGAAUGACGGACGCCUUCAACAACGACAAGUGCGACUUCUCCGGCAUGUCUCCCUGCGACGACCUUGUUCUGUCCAAGGUCGUGCACAAGUUCUUUGUGGAGGUGAAUGAGGAGGGCACUGAGGCGGCGGCCGCCACGGCUGCCAUCAUGAUGAUGCGCUGCGCCAUGCUGCCCCCCGAGAGGUUCAUGGCGGACCACCCCUUCCUCUUCUUCAUCCGACACAACCCCACCCAGAGCGUACUCUUCUACGGCCGCUACAGCUCCCCUUAAGCUGAGGAUGAAAUGAAAGAGAUG